CUAUCCAUUUCUUUGAGCACUCGGAGAAACGAUGCCUGAGCAAUUGAAGCCUGCGCCCAAGAAGGGCUCCAAGAAGGCGGUGGCCAAGACCGCCGGCAAGGGCGGCAAGAAGAGGAGAAAGUCCCGCAAGGAGAGCUACGCCAUCUACGUGUACAAGGUGCUGAAGCAGGUGCACCCCGACACCGGCAUCUCCUCCAAGGCCAUGGGCAUCAUGAACUCGUUCGUGAGCGACAUCUUCGAGCGCAUCGCCGGCGAGGCCUCCCGCCUGGCGCACUACAACAAGCGCUCCACCAUCACCUCCAGGGAGAUCCAGACCGCCGUGCGCCUGCUGCUGCCCGGCGAGCUGGCCAAACACGCCGUGUCCGAGGGCACCAAGGCCGUGACCAAGUACACCAGCUCCAAGUAAACUGCUCCGGAGACUCCAACAGACCAACGGCUCUUUUAAGAGCCACACACUCGAUCUACAGACCAACGUCCUUUAUAAAUAUGUUUCAUAUCACGUAUGAAGUCAUCGGUCCAUUAAACUACAGGAGCAGUCUGCUGCCCCCUAGCGACCAACAACAAACUAUAAACGGUCUGAUGUUCGAUCUUCACAUGCGAAGUAAAGUCAAUUGUCGAUCUACUGCCUGUGAUGACUGAAACAUUCACCCUUAAAGAUUAGUGGUGAUUAAUAUAUUAUAGAUAAUUAUAUAGUAUCCUCUAUGCAGAAGGGUUGGGAUUAUAUAACUAAACAACUUUUUGAAUAUGUAAAUUGAAUUAAUCAAAGUUCAUGGUUUUUGUUUUGACUGCCUGCAACGGUACGAUCAUUCAGCUUCAUUAAUAUAAUUUAUUGUUUUUAUUUUCUGUUUUAAUUUUAUUUACAUAUUCAAAAUACACAUUUCAACCAAUCAAUCAAGUGGACCCACAUUUUGGUAAUGAAGUUGCUAAAAUAAUAUUCUAUUCAUGUUCCUGUUUUCCUGACAGAACCUGGUCAGUUGGUACAAACAUGUCAAUGUCGCUUAAUGCAGCCAAAGCUCCAACAGGACGUUAUUAUGAGAUUAAGACGUAAACAUGUGGACACACAAUGACACUAGAAUCAGAACUCGUCAACUUUAUUCAGGUUCUGAUCAUCAGAAAAGUUUUCUGUUACUUGUUUGAAUGUAUUUACGUUUACACAAUGUCAGGACCUUUUCGUCACGUGUUUUCCUCUCGUUGCUUCUAUUUCCAUGUUUAUUAAAUCAAUUCAGUUUUAUUCCUCUUGUGCCAAAUCACAAUAUACAUCGGUUCAAGACACUUUACAUAGUGAUUAUUAGUGUGAACUUAUUUAUUGUAAACCCUGUUUUUAAAGGUGCAAGUGAAUAAAACUAAUCCAAUAAUUA
Molecule: messenger RNA, 1358 nt
Organism: Scophthalmus maximus (turbot)
Lineage: Eukaryota; Metazoa; Chordata; Actinopteri; Pleuronectiformes; Scophthalmidae
Product: histone H2B-like
Exons: 1
Coding region: 32-406 (124 amino acids)
Cellular component (GO): nucleosome
Molecular function (GO): protein heterodimerization activity; DNA binding; structural constituent of chromatin
Source: RefSeq, a predicted model, not a curated record